CGACGACGACGACGACUACGCCUGACGACAUCCUUCUGUCCUUUCCUCUGGUUCUGACUCGUUCUUGAUCUCUCUUGGCUCUCCAAACUACGCCCGGCGUCAUGCCUCCAAAACCUGGCUCGUCACUCUUCCUUGGCCUCGAGCUAGCCACCGACCAGCUGCGCGCUUCCAUCGUGGACGAGAGUCUCGAGCUGAUGGGCGUGGAGGCGGUCGACUUUGACACUGAGCUGUCCGAAUACCAGACGCAGGGCGGCAUCUUCACGACACCUGGCGAGGCAUACACAACGCCUGUUGAGAUGUGGGUGAGGGCUUUCGAUCUGCUGAUGGAAAAACUGGGAAAGGGACAUGACUUGUCACGAAUAAGGGCCAUUGGCGGUGCAGCUCAGCAAGGGCUAGUAUGGUGGAAGACAACGCCAGUACCUCCAUUGCAGUCGUUAGACCCACGUCUACCCUUACACAAUCAGCUCACGUCCGCGUUCUCGAUGCCCAACUCAGCAGUAGCGCAAGACAUGUCAGCUCACACGCACGCACUUGCAUUGGAGGCUGCCCUCGGAGGUGCAGAACUGAUGGCCGCUCGAGUAGGAACAUGUGCUCAGUCAAGUCUCAUCGCCGCGCAGUUACUGAAAGUUCGGGAAGCGUGGCCAGAUAUCUGGAGGAGUACCGGCCGUGUACAGCUGGCAAGUUCAUUCAUUGCAAGCUUGCUCACUGGUUUAUUCGUCGGUAUGGGAGAGGCGGAAGCCAGCUCAACUGGUCUUUGGGUCCACUCAACAACGCCGGGACAGCCAAGUCACUGGGACGAGGGUGUUAUGGAAAUUGUCGGCGGAAACCGAGACGAAGGCCGAAGGAUAUGGGGCUGGCUGGGUGACGUCGACACUUCAGGCGGUCGGAGACGGAUUGGCAACGUGUCUAGGUAUCUUGUCGAGCGCUACGGCUUCGACCCUGAAACGAUUGUGACGCCUUUUACUUCCGACUACCUUUCUACCUACCUGUCGCUCUGCCCAUCCGCAUCCGAUGCCGUCCUUUCAUUCGGCCCCAUUGAUCUCCUAAUGACCCCUGCCCCCAACUACCUCCCUUCCCGGCUGUACAGCUUGUUCCCCCAUCCUGCGCAAGAUGCCAGCGAAAAACGUCGCUACGUCGCCAUGCUCACUAGCCGAAAUGCAGAUGUGCCGCGCGCCUUGGUGCGCGAUAUGUAUACCAAGAGCUGGAGCGCAUUUGAUAGGCUCGUGGCCAUCGUACCCCCAGGUGGAUCAAUCGGCCUGGACGAUAAGUUAUUCAGCUUCUGGCUGUUGCAGGGCGACAGCUACCCUCUGACUAAUGUAAAGGGCAUCUUCCGGUUUGAGACUGGUAUAAAAGUCAACGAAUUCCGUGACUUGCGGGCCAAUCCUCGAUGUUUGCUCGAGAGCCAGGUCCUCUCUUUCCGGGUUCGCUGGUCCCGGAUGAUUACCUCGGGGGUACUUGGCCCUAACACCGGACGCAGCCGUAAUAACGCUACACCUAGUCCCAUCGCUCAACAACAGAAGCGUCCCGCUAAUACCGCUAAUAACAUGGGUCUGCCGUUCGACCCUUAUGACUAUAACCCCCUCCCAUCUCGUAUCCUCGCCACUGGUGCCGCUGCGAACUUCCCAUCCAUAGCCAAUCUCGUCGGCGACAUCCUAAACGCACCGGUGCUCGUGCCAACGACACAGAUCGACGCGGCGCAGGUCGUGCCACAUCGUAACGCACCAGCAACCGGAUUCCCCGCCCGCGCAGCCCUCGGUGGUGCGUACGUUGCACGAUGGGUGUGGGGCAAGGAGCGAGGGACGCCUGCGGGCACGGGCCGCGGCGGGUUCGAGGAGGAGAUCCGGAGGCUGCUGAGCAAACGGUGGGCCGCAACGGGCGGUGCGCUGAUGCGGACGAACGUCAAUGCGCCCGUGGCGGGAAGCAAGCCCGGUAGCGGCACGAGUACGCCAUACGGGCAUGGUUCUCGGUCGGGGCUCGGCUCGAACGUGCUCGUCGAGGUCGACGAAGAGGAGGUAGAGGAGAUUGAGCGGCUCAGCGUUCAGAACGGCGCUAGCGCGUUGUACGGGCUCGGCGCCGGCUUCGGAGACGUCCUCGACAGCGCCGGCCGCCUGCGCACGUUCACGAGCUCGACCGCCGGCACGGCGAUGAGUGGCUCGACGCUCGACGCGCCCUCGACUGCGUUCACGACCCCCGAGAUCGGCUCGUCAGGAAGCCCGAACCCUGCCAACUCGGCCGGUCCGGACGGGCAGCCUGUCUCGGCCACGGCGCUCGUGCCCGUCACCGCCCUGCAGACAUCGGAUGCGGAGCUCCAGCUUGGUCUCGCGAAGGUUGCUGAGCCGGACGUCGACGCGUUCAUGUCGUACGCGUCCAUCGUCCCGGAGUACUGCCGCUUGGAAGGUCUCUUGGUGAAGUCCAUCGUCUGAAAGGACACCUCUUUCUCCAACGUCGUGAUCAACAUUGCUGUCAGCCGUUUUAGCUUAGCUUUCGAUGUGCUCUGUGAUUGUAUUCCUGCUCUUGCAACGUACCGAACCCAGUAAGUAGUCGCGGGAGUGAGCGUUGAGGGGAGAGGUUUCGCCAACAUUCCCGCACGGGAUAUACCAUCAAUCGAUCCGUGCUCAAAAGCUUCGUAGUCAAAGGUUAUAUUACUAUGUCGUCUCUCUCAGUCGCAAGGUACAAGUACAUCGACAAUUAUUAUUUCCGCUAUGCAAUGUGCUGUAGAUGCAAAAUGAGCACGUU
Messenger RNA from Phanerochaete carnosa HHB-10118-sp, 2736 nucleotides. RefSeq lists its product as uncharacterized. Gene Ontology annotation, molecular function: D-xylulokinase activity. Lineage: Eukaryota; Fungi; Basidiomycota; Agaricomycetes; Polyporales; Phanerochaetaceae. Gene Ontology annotation, biological process: xylulose metabolic process. Bases 102 to 2423 code for a protein of 773 amino acids. The record is from RefSeq and is a predicted model, not a curated record. The transcript has 7 exons. Gene Ontology annotation, cellular component: cytosol.